Molecule: messenger RNA, 265 nt
Organism: Linderina pennispora
Lineage: Eukaryota; Fungi; Kickxellomycota; Kickxellomycetes; Kickxellales; Kickxellaceae
Product: ribosomal protein S21e
Exons: 2
Biological process (GO): endonucleolytic cleavage in ITS1 to separate SSU-rRNA from 5.8S rRNA and LSU-rRNA from tricistronic rRNA transcript (SSU-rRNA, 5.8S rRNA, LSU-rRNA); endonucleolytic cleavage to generate mature 3'-end of SSU-rRNA from (SSU-rRNA, 5.8S rRNA, LSU-rRNA); translation
Cellular component (GO): cytosolic small ribosomal subunit; ribosome
Molecular function (GO): structural constituent of ribosome
Source: RefSeq, a predicted model, not a curated record
AAUGGAAAACGACCAGGGUGUUCUCGUUGACCUUUACGUCCCGCGCAAGUGCUCUGCCACUAACCGCCUGAUCGCUGCCAAGGACCACGCCGCCGUCCAGAUCAACAUCGCCGAUGUCGACCCCGAGACCGGUGUUAAGCUUGAGACCUUCAAGACCUACGCCAUCUCCGGCUACGUCCGCGCCCACGCCGAGUCCGACGACUCCCUCAACCGUCUGGCCACCCAGGACGGCUACCUGAAGAACGUCUGGAACUACCAGAAGUAA